CAAUCAACUUGUGAAAACUCUAGUCUGGGCUGGCUCCGGCGCGUGGCCGAUGGCCCAAUUAAAAAAGUGAACGCGCCAAAAGGGGCGGUAACAGGGAGACCUAGGUUGUGGCGGUUCCUCGGUGAUUGCGCGCUUGGGGCUGAAACAAUUAAGGGCAUUCAGACGAUGCUAUGACGCGGCAUAGCAACAGUGUUGACAACGUGAGCGCACCCCAGCGAAGGGAGCCCUUCAGCCCUGGAGGCGGCGCGACGUGGAGGCAGGUCGCUGUUUGAGAGUUUUCCCUCGAAGCUCUUCAGCGAGUGGGGGAGGGGCGGCAGGCGAGCUGUAGUGCCCUUGUACGCUUGCGCUGGCCCCUUUACCGUCCUGGCCCGCACGCACGCGCAUGCCCACAGCGUACUGAGCCGCGGUGGCCGGUAACACUGCGCUUGCGCGUCGAAGAGCCCGCUAAGGAGCGGCGCUGGCGGACGUCGGGCGGGCGGCUUGUGACGUAGUGAGGAUAGCUUUAAAGUGCGGGCUGGGCCAGGUGUCGGAGGAGGGUCGGACCGGGAAUCAGGCCGAAUUUCCUUUAGCAGCCCUCCGCGGCAUGAGGCGCUGCUGGCGCCCCUGCUCCUCGAGACGUGGAGAAAGUAGAGGAGGAAGUCCUGCUGUCUCCACCGCUCCAUGACCCGUCACCCCUGAGGCCCGACCCUGCGCCUGGUCCUUCGCUUACCCGUACCAGGUCCCCUGGCUUCGGAUGGGGGUCCGGCUCUGAGGACCCCCUCCUCUCCGGGGGCCCUGGGGCAAGUCCCCCCGAAAGCCAUGUCCGGGCGCUCCGCCCGCCCUGGAGGACCCUAGAGUAGUCUCGCGGGGGCAUGGCGGCCGCCAGCGGCUAUACGGACCUGCGUGAGAAGCUGAAGUCCAUGACGUCCCGGGACAACUAUAAGGCAGGUAACCGGGAGGCCGCGGCUGCGGCAGCCGCUGCUGUGGCCGCCGCGGCCGCCGCCGCCGCAGCCGCCGAACCUUACCCGGUGUCCGGGACCAAGCGCAAGUAUCAGGAGGACUCGGACCCGGAGCGCAGCGAUUACGAGGAGCAGCAGCUGCAAAAAGAGGAGGAGGCUCGCAAGGUGAAGAGCGGCAUCCGCCAGAUACGCCUCUUCAGCCAGGACGAGUGCGCCAAGAUCGAGGCCCGCAUUGACGAGGUGGUGUCCCGCGCUGAGAAGGGCCUGUACAAUGAGCAUACAGUGGACCGGGCCCCGCUGCGCAACAAGUACUUCUUCGGUGAGGGCUACACGUAUGGCGCCCAGCUGCAGAAGCGCGGGCCUGGCCAGGAGCGCCUGUACCCUCCGGGAGACGUGGACGAGAUCCCUGAGUGGGUGCACCAGUUGGUGAUCCAGAAGCUAGUGGAACACCGCGUCAUUCCCGAAGGCUUCGUCAAUAGCGCCGUCAUCAACGACUACCAGCCAGGAGGCUGCAUCGUGUCUCACGUGGACCCCAUCCACAUAUUUGAGCGCCCCAUCGUGUCUGUGUCUUUCUUUAGCGAUUCUGCGCUGUGCUUCGGCUGCAAAUUCCAGUUCAAGCCUAUCCGUGUGUCAGAACCUGUGCUUUCCCUGCCUGUGCGCAGAGGGAGCGUGACUGUGCUCAGUGGAUAUGCUGCUGAUGAAAUCACUCACUGCAUACGGCCUCAGGACAUCAAAGAGCGCAGAGCAGUCAUCAUCCUCAGGAAGACAAGACUAGAUGCACCCCGGUUGGAAACAAAGUCUCUGAGCAGCUCCAUUUUGCCACCCAGCUAUGCUUCAGAUCGCCUGUCAGGAAACAACAGGGACCCUGCUCUGAAACCUAAGCGGUCCCACCGCAAGGCAGAUCCUGAUGCUGCCCACAGGCCCCGGAUCCUGGAGAUGGAUAAAGAGGAGAACCGGCGUUCAGUGCUGCUGCCCACCCACCGGCGGAGGGGUAGCUUUAGCUCUGAGAACUACUGGCGCAAGUCCUAUGAGUCUACGGAGGACUGCUCGGAGGCAGCAGGCAGCCCUGCCCGAAAGGUGAAGAUGCGAAGGCACUGAGGCCUACUUACCACCCUCCUGGGAACUCUGGCUUCUCCUCACAUAGCUGCCCCUCCUUUUGUUUUGUUUUGUUUGUUUUUUGUUUUUGUUUUUGAUCAUAUAAUUUUUCCCUGUUUCAUUGCCCAUCAAGGCUGAAGAACAGAAUUGACCUGAGUUCUCACGUUCUUGGAUUUCUUCCUGGAAAGGCUGUUGCUGUUUGUUGGGGGCAGAGGCUUAUAGCCAAUCAAGGUGUGGGGGCCAGCCAUCUUCAAGUGGAGCUGGGUUUAUUUAAGAGCAACAAAAUGUUUUGGUUAAGAAAUUUGCAGUUUUGCUUUAAACAUAAAUCUUUGCAGUGUUCUAAACAAAAUUCAGUUUCCUUCCUGCCCCUUUUCCUCCACUGAUACCUGCCCUUGGUUAAGAUCUCCUGGAACCAGGCCUGCUCUGCAUGGGGCAGCUUCCCCACCUCUCACCUAUUCUCCAUCCUCUGGAAGCUCAUGCAGAUAAUCUUUUCUUCUUCCUGUAGCAGAACUAUCUGGGUUGCUGGGUGGUGGAGGGUUUAAACAGUCCCAGCCCCUGCUACCCCAAAGCUAGUGCUGAGCCCUCUGGGGCUAUUCUUGGGUUACCAAGGGGCUAGCAUGGUGGUCCUGACUUCUCUUGCCAAGAGUACCUCUUUGCUGGGUUGCUCCUUUCAGGCACAUUUGUGGGAUUGUAUGGAAGUUAGACUUGCCAUGUUGGGUCAUUUUAGUUGUUUCUAGCUAGAGGGACUGAUGUCCUUCCAAGUCUGGCAUUUGGGGUGUGGGAAAUCAUUGUGGUGUAUGGUAGGGUUUUUAUUUUCUUUCAAAGUUAUUUUUUCCUUUGGUCUCUUGGCUUUCUUUCCUUUUCCCUCCAUUGAUCAGCUUGGACCUCUCCUUAUGUCACCCUUCUAAGAAGGUGUCACUGCCUCUGUUUGCCUGCAGCAUGCAUCCAAGGUCAGAGCUCAGGCCUGCAGACUAGGUUGGUGCCUUUUCUGCCUCAGGGGCAUGGGAGAUCAGGAAGGGGGUCCUAAAAAAUAACAAAGAAAAAAAAAGAUUAAGUCUUGGCAGUUACUCAGAUCCUAGAAGACUGCAAGGUCAUGCUGAUCUAGAUUCAUUAGGAAUGUCAUCUUGCCAGUCUGGCCAGGACUGGAGCCUGUCAAAACCAGGCUCUCAUGGCAGGCAACCAGGCUACCACCAGUCUAGAGGGCUUUGCAUUGAGUCCCCAGCCUGAGACCUCAAAGGCUGCAGGAAUCUGGGGCAGCCACCAUCAAGAAGCUCUUCUCUGGGGCCAGAACUCCUUUGCCAGUGUGAAUUCCUCAAUUUGGGACUGCAUAACUAAAGCAGUUGCAGUUUUAUUUUUUUUACAGCUUUUUUCCCAAAAAAUGAUUUGUAGUUGUGUGUGCAGCACUUUGCCCUGAUAUGUGUGCUCUACAAUAAAAACCAAAUCUAAUAUA
Molecule: messenger RNA, 3483 nt
Organism: Octodon degus (degu)
Lineage: Eukaryota; Metazoa; Chordata; Mammalia; Rodentia; Octodontidae
Gene: Alkbh5
Product: alkB homolog 5, RNA demethylase
Exons: 4
Coding region: 852-2036 (394 amino acids)
Biological process (GO): mRNA export from nucleus; mRNA processing
Cellular component (GO): nucleus
Molecular function (GO): oxidative RNA demethylase activity
Source: RefSeq, a predicted model, not a curated record